This is a messenger RNA of Notolabrus celidotus (New Zealand spotty), 1494 nucleotides long. Its product is annotated as syntaxin-11-like. Bases 204 to 1100 code for a protein of 298 amino acids. Gene Ontology annotation, biological process: intracellular protein transport; synaptic vesicle fusion to presynaptic active zone membrane; exocytosis. Gene Ontology annotation, cellular component: endomembrane system; SNARE complex; presynaptic active zone membrane. Gene Ontology annotation, molecular function: SNAP receptor activity; SNARE binding. The transcript is spliced from 2 exons. The record is from RefSeq and is a predicted model, not a curated record. Lineage: Eukaryota; Metazoa; Chordata; Actinopteri; Labriformes; Labridae.
CAGAACACCUCCCCUCCAGGAAGUAUUAUGUCACAUGAAGGGGUGGCAGUCUCACACUCUGAACAUAGCACAUAGAACUUCUUUCUUCACAGUAAAAGAUGUGUUUCCAAACUGCCUUGGACCACAUAAAUCCGGCAGUGACAAAUUGAAGAGAAUUAAGUACCUUCAGAUCAUUGCUUUGGGGAUCAGUCACGAGAGGCAGAAUGCGGGACAUGCUGGAGAGGCUGCAGACCAUCAGUGAGGAGCAGGAGGACUUUGAGCCAGAGUUUUAUGGACCCGAGUAUGAUGUGGACAAGGUGACACUGUCUCAAGAGGCAGUCUUGUUUGAGAACUGCUUACCUCUUGACAAAAUCCUAGAAGAGGCCAAUUUUAUUCGUAAGGAGAUCUCCUUGCUGAAGUUACAGGUGGAGCGAUUGCGUAUAAACAACGAACGCUUUGGCACCUCUAUGCGCCUUACCCUUCUCAAAAAGGACAGUGACUCCAUCGCCAGGGGGAUCCAGCAGCAUGGGGAGGCUCUGUACUUCCGCCUUCAGGCCCUGGGUAAAGAGAGUGCCCAGCUUGCAGAGAAUGAUCCCCACUCUGCAGUCAGUCGAAUUGCACGAGUUCAGUACAACACCCUUACCCAGGCCUUCCAUGCUGCCAUGAGUGAUUACAACGACGCAGAGGAGAUGCAGAGGAGGAUGUGUCGGGGUAGGAUCCAGAGACAGGCCUCCAUAUUGGGAAAAGAUAUCAGUGAUGAGCAGCUAGAUGUGAUGGUGGACAAAGGUGGAGAAGGAUGGGCUGAGCUGUCCCAGAGUCUGCAGUCACAAGGUACACGCACGUCCCGCUGGGCGAUGUGUGAGAUCAAGGGGAGGCACAAGGAGCUGGUGGAGCUGGAGGUCAGGAUGAAAGAGGUCCAUGACUUGUUCCUUGACAUGGCUGUGUUGGUGGAGGAGCAGGGGUCCAUGAUCAAUAACAUUGAGUCUCAUGUGUUUACAACUGAAGAAUACACAGAAAAGGUCAAUGUGCACAUCAAGAGGGCUCUGGAGUGCAAGAGGAGAAAUCCUUUUCUACAGUGUUGCCCUUGUUUACCCUGUUGGAGACAUAACAAAAUAUUUUAGUCCAUUUUUACAUUUUACAACACAACAGAUGAUGAGAAAAUCAAAAUAAAUGUAUGCAGAACUGAGCAGAUCAUUUUUAAAACAAAGUUGAUUAUUGAUACACUUCACAGAUACAUCCAUGAGCUCGGGUGUAACAGAAACUGUUUUCUCUCUGACUAGCACACUAUUCCUUCUGUCAGUGUGUGUAGCUUAGAGUUUUUCAAGGUGUUGGGUUACCAGCUGUUUAAAUAUCAGAGUGAAUUGGCUGAUCCUGUCAUCUUGAUUACAGUCAAUCCAAAUGUAUGUUGUUUGAGUAUAUAAGAUAUGUUUGUAUGUUAAAGAGAAUGAUUUGUUUAUUUAAUCUGAAAUUGUGAAGCAGUUCACUGACAUGCAAAAUAAAUGGAGUUAAUAAAAA